UACGCCACUAGACUCGUAGUAUGGCUUGAAAUGGCAUGUAUCCGAGUAACUUGUACCUGGCGCACGUCACCUUCUAGAACAAGACGCCAGAACGCGCUUUUGCCACUGCCACGGUCAUUGCCAGGUGCCCAACAGGUGCCCGCCAGCUGUCGCCUGGUCCAUCCCUCAACAGUUUUUUGAUUUGUUCCAACUAGGAUCUUCUAUUUUCCUUUUUCUCUCUUUCCCAUCUGCACACUCCUUUAAUUUUUGUAAUUCACCAACCCUUGCAAUACCAGGUGCAUUCUCCUGCCCUUUACAGCUCGUCCUGCUACAGCGACAUGCAGGUAGCUCCGCCGCCGCGAUGACCUCCUCAGACCCUCCUAAUACGCCCCAACAAAUCGCGGCCAAAUCGCAAUCAAUAUUAACAACACCCAAGACUUCUAACCAGUCUCUUGGUCCAACGCUUCUACCUUCGCCUAUUGCGCAUGCUGUCAGUUUAGCGACUCGAUCGACGUCCUUUGCUAUCCGCCUCGGUUCGCUUGUUAGCGCGUACGGUCUCGAUGCGGCCCGAUUCACAACGCUCUCCAGUCUCGAACUUGCCCGCGGCUUAGUAGAGGUGGUCCUGAUAAAGGCAGGCAAAGACACUGCUACGAGUGCAAUAGCCGCUGCUGAUGCCGAAUCUGUCUUGGAAAAGAGUCUCGAGAGCCUGCACUAUGCUGUUAUCCAAGUCGUCUUUUGGACGUCGGCUAGUUUCCGACUUACAGGCACCACAUUAUCCGCCGCGUCCGAGGCCAGCCAAAUCGUUCUUUCUUCUCUGGAUAGGAUUUUAGGAUCAACAGAUUCGUCUCGCGCUGUCGCGAGUAUUAUCACGCUAAUCCGCCGCGAAUUUCGAAAUCCCAUCACUGGAAACCAGGGAGAAAAGGUCGGCGUUACAGAUUUAGUGCUCGCUCUUAGCGCUCUGGCAUAUCUUCAACAGUCCUGCUACAGGUUUCGUGAAGAAGAAGACCGAAGACGUUCGUAUGAAGAAGUCAUAUGGGAUGUAGUUGUCCUUAAUGAUGGCGAGCGGGUCGACAUUGACAACCAAAUGGCUUUACAGCGUGGUUAUAGUGAAGACCAAAUACCAUCACCAACAACUCCAGGCGAUAUGCAACAUGCAGAAGAUGAUGUUGUUCUAGAGAGACUCCGACAUCAAAUCAUAUCGUCGCUCCCUGCUGAUACAAAAGUCACAAUAUCCAACUCCGUGUCAACCAUACAGACCAUUGCGGUCGAUGUGGAAGGCCCGGAUUUGCCAGCUCUGCCCACACCUCCUGGAGCAGAGAUUGUGGAAACAAGCAUUAUUCCCGCCAAGCCGCAAUCGAAAUCUUGGCUCUCAUACGGCGGCGAUGAAAGUCAGACGUCUUCAUAUAGAGUUGUUUAUAAGCUUGAACGAGACAAGUUCCGAUCCAUGGUAUUCUCUGGAAAUGGUGCAGAGGACGCUAUCAUGACUGACGCAAAGGAGGACGACCCCAAAGAUGUCAUGCAAUACGAUGCAGCCAGCGGAACAUUCAAGGCUGUGCCAAACAGUCCUCGUACGGUACCGCAAGUGAAGGUCGAGGCGCCACCAAAGCCAGAAAGACGCCUCUCUGCCGGACCACCAGCGACAGGAACGCAAACCGCAGCGCGAGCACAGUCCCGCUUGUCGAGAUCUAUGGAGCCAGCGGCGAACCAGAAGAAGGCUAGAACCCCAGCCAAUGGAACUCCGGAGCGGACCGACAAGCACCGGGCGGACAGCUCUGGAGUACGUAAACCUGUUGCAAAGCGCAAAGGCGACGCGGCUUCCUUGGGUCGAUCGACAGACAAGAAGACAGGCUUGAAGCAGGCACUCAAAGAAGGUGGCCAGUCUCUGUCCAACAUUUGGAACAAAGAUGGCGUUGAACCUAGUCAAGGCUCUAAAAGUAAGAGUGGCACGAAGCCUGAACGACCGCUCUCCACGUCCUCAGCUGGUUCAGUCAAAUCAAAGCCUCUUCCCUCUCGGCCUCAAAGAAACAACGAGCGAACCAUUGCUUCACGGCGGUCGGUUCAAACGCCAGAGAUCUUACCCCGAAGCUCGUCCAGAGCUAGCUAUGUCUCUAUCCAAGACCGCCGGCGCGAUUCGCUCGUGUCUCAAACAGACACUUACACCAUGACCCCGGCCGGCGGACUCCAACCAGCCUCACCAACCGUCCGCAGAUCAGACGUCUCAACGUCGCAAGACAGCACACUCUGGGCGAGAGCCGAAGCAGCAUAUGGAGCCCAUUCGGCAGCCCCACGCCGCGGUCAUCGUCGCCAUGGCUCUGCCUACGCCCCGAGUCUCUAUAGUCUCGCAACCAACGACUCGCAAACAUCGCUCGUGCUCUCGUCAUAUUAUAAGAAGAGCGCCUAUAGCGCAACCGAUGCCCUAGAGACGCUUCGAAGGGAAGGGUUUGUGGAUGGUACGUUUCCGUCUGGCCACUUACUGCCCAACAUUGUCCGAUAUAUGCGCUUCUCUUCGGCGUGCUACGGCUCCAACUUUAUGAAGUUCCUUGGAAUCUCGUCCGACAUGCCCACUGGCAAAGCCUGGGAUACAACCCACCAUGAUGUUCGCCAUUUUGCCCACCAUACAGAAUCAGACGCCGGCAACAUUCUUCUAGCAUCCUUCGUAGAUCCCCAAGGUGGCACCGACGCCACAGGCGCAACUGGUACUGGCGUCCCGCUUGUCCAUUACAUCUCGCUGGACCACGAAGCCAAGGCUGUCGUACUUGCCUGUCGAGGAACGCUUGGAUUUGAAGAUGUCAUGACAGAUAUGGCCUGUGAAUUUGACGAUCUUGUCUGGAAAGGCCACAGCUACCAGGUACACAAGGGCAUGCACGCCUCUGCUCGUCGCCUACUAUACGGCGGUGACGGCCGCGUCUUGUUUACUCUCAAGGCAGCACUACAAGAAUUCUCCGACUAUGGACUCGUCCUAUGCGGCCACUCUCUCGGUGCAGGCGUCACAUCUCUUCUCGGCCUAAUGCUUUCAGAACCCAAUCGCCAGGGUCCCGGCUUCGUCACAGCAUCCGAGUCACUCUACACAAAGAUGAUUACCGACGGCUCCUUUAUAGACCACAGCUUCUCUGACGUGAAACUACCGCCGGGCCGCCGCAUUCACGUGUACGCAUACGGUCCUCCGGGCGUCAUGUCCUCUGGCCUCCGCAAAAUCACGCGCGGCCUCAUCACCAGCGUCGUCCACGGCAGCGAUCUGGUCCCUCACCUAUCGCUCGGACUACUCCACGACUUCCAGGCCCUCGCGCUGGCCUUUAAGAAUAAAGAAAACCGCACUAAGACGGAGAUCCGCGCCCGCCUCUGGGCUGCCUUCCAGAACAACCUCUCUGCUGGCGCACGCCGUAUCCCCUCCAACGACGAAGACGCUUGGAUGCUGCCAGCCCUUCAGGCCCUUCGCGAUACCAUGACCAACAACAAGCUCCUUCCGCCCGGGGAGGUCUUCACCGUCGAGACACAGCGGGUUCUGCGACGAGACGCCUUUGUGCUAGUUAGUGAACGGCAGCUUGGGCGUCCCGCGCAGCGCGUAGUCCUCAAGUACAUCCGUGACGUCGAGGGCCGAUUCGGCGAAGCUCGCUUCGGAACAAGCAUGCUUACGGACCACAGCCCUGCCAACUACGAAAGCGCCCUCAACAAGCUCAAGAUGGGCGUGGUUGAAUAGCUGCCGUCUUCUUGACAUCUCUAAUGUCUACUUUCUCUCUCAUUUUAUCCCCAUUUUCAGCAAGCAUAUCCUUCUUUCUUUUAGUUUUUGUAUAGAUUAGAUUUCUCAUUUCACGAGCACACGAAGAAUGGUAUAAGCACAGUUACAAGGAACAUGUAUUUGUAAUUCUCUUUAAUAGAAACGAAGCUCUCUUUUUUUGUUCAAUCACCAUGCAUCAAACUGUGAAAUCUCCUUCUCUUAACUUGUAUCCAGGUGGUAUUAAAAACAACAAACGAAAUAAAGAAGGCUACUCAAACAUGGGGAGGUUUUUGGGAUAUAGAAACAAAAUAAACAAUGCAAAACGAGAAGAAAGUUACAUAUCAAAACAACACGACCUGGUAGCCGUGCACUUCUUUUUUAGUCUUCAGUCCAGUCUCCAAAGUUGUCACCGUAUGGAUUCCACUCUUGACCAGGAUAACUGGUUGCUGCCAUGACAGGCUCGGCAUCAAGAGGGUCAUAAGCAAUCUUCUCUUCCUGGCUUUCUAAACGAAUGGUGCGCUGACGAGCGUCGGCAGUGUCCUCUAGUUCAAUAUUGAAGCUUGAUGAGGGUUCCUUGGCAGGGCUCUCGCUAGCAACAGCAGCGGUGGUAGUAGCAGAGGCAGCUGCUAAUGGAGCUGCAACAACUGCCGCGGCCUGGACAUUUUCAAUCACUGGGCUGGGCUCAGCUGGCUUUGAGGCUACAGAAGCUCUCUUGGCCUCAUUGACUGGCUCGGCCUUGGUUGGCUUGGGGAAUGCAGACAUGGGCGUAACCACAACGUCUUCAGGCUCCUCGUGACCUGUGCCAACGGCAAUCUCGGGUUGCUUUUGAACAGGUGGGCUCGCUCUCGGCUGUUGCUGUGGUGGUGCUGGUUCAUCAUGAACUAUGCGCACACCAGGCGACGACACAGGUACCGUUUCCCGGACAUCACGCUGCGACUCAGGCGAGGGCUCCUGGGAUACGUGUGCUGGCUGACCGUAGCCAGAGUGGCGAGGGGGUUGAGGAGAGACACUUUGGGGAGAAUGGCUUGGAGGAGCGUUUCUAGGUAGGGGUUGUGAGAAUUGGAGAUCCGUGCGGAUAGGUGUCUCUGGUUCGCGAUGGUUUGCAGCGCCAGGGGGCGGCUGUCUCAUCUGAUUAAGCAGGGUUCCUUGAAUAGAUGCGGGUGCAGGUGCCUGAGGACCGGGGAAGCCUACGGGCAUGGUAGAAGAACGCGCCGAGGGUUGCGGAGGGAAGUAGUUGUUCUGCGCAGACAUGCGAUGCUGAGGAGAAACAACAUACAUUUGCUCAUGCGGCGACAUGGGCUGUGAUUGGGACUGCUGAGGGGGAUCCCCCUGGCCAGGGCUUUCCAGAUAAUGGUUAUAGUAGCCCGGCGCAGACUUGCCGGGCGAUGUGACUGGAGCAUCUGCCUGCUUUGAGCUGCGCUUGAAAGCAUCCAUGAGUUUCUUUCCAGAGUGACGGUCAGUACGAUCGCCCUUGUCUGCCUUUUCUGGUUUGUCCUCUCGGCUCAUGCCUUGGGACAUGUUGUUCAUCUGCUCAGUCAUCUUGCUACGCAGUCCCUUCCAGCGAGAACCGCCUUCGCGCUCAUUCUUGUCCGGGGCAGCAGGCAAAGCCUUGUCCAGGCUCAUCUUGGAUCUUGGAGAUGCGUUCACAGGCGUUUGAGAUCCUGGAGCGCCAUCACCCAUAUGAGGAGGGAGGUUGUUGCCAUACACCGCUCCCAUGUUGGGGUGCUGUUGUUGUUGUUGAGGCUGCUGAUAGGCUUGUUGAUACGGUUGCUGAGAGUGCUGGGGUUGCUGCGAUGGGUGAGCAGAGCCAAGCGGGCGUCCAUACUGAUCAACAGGAACAGGUACAGGGCCCAUGGGUCGGCCAUAUUGAUCAACGCGCAUAUGACCAUAUCCUGGUGUUCCUCCCAUUGGCGGUUGAGGUGCCUGUUGGGCGCGGUUCCAGCCGCUAGGAGGUGCAGGCUCAUUGGCACCCGAAGCGGGGUUGAAAUUUGCGGCAUGUUGCACUACUGGAGGUUGCAUAGGAGUCUGUUCUUGAGAAGGUGUUUGCCUAUCAGUGGGGGAUGCAACAGAGCUUCGAGAAACAGUCGUAUCAGCAACAUCACUCGUAGAGUCAUUUGUAUCUUGACGAGAAAUCAUGGAGCUAGCAAGAGAAGUGAUGGAGGGUCUCGAUUCGGUGGGUGCCGUGAUAGCCUCAGAUUCUCUCCUCUCUUGUUGCUCAGGUUCAUGAACGUCUUGAUCGCCUCGCUCGGUUCUGGUAUCAUCAUCUGCGCUCAUCGGGCGCUUCCCACUGCCAUCAAGAUCGGGGAUUGCGAGUCCCUGGUGCGGCAUUUGUAGAGUUGAUCCCUCCAAAGUAUCAGCGGAGGGAUCGCCUGCUUCAGAGCUCAUCGAUUGUCGCACGCCGCUAUCACCAUCAGCAUGUGGUUUGAAAGGAGCGGGUGUAGGUAGUCCAUAGGUCAGUGGAGAUGCCGUUGCAGGCUGCGUCCACAGUUGCGAUGUGCGUCUCUGCUCGAAAUCAGUCGAAUUGCGGUUGGAGUUGGCCCUAGAGCGAUUGGCUGGAAUAGAGCCGUCUCUUCGUUGCUGCGAAGGCGGUCUAGGGAUGUUUUGCCAGUUCUGCGAGUGAAUCGACGAAUCAACAGGUCCUUGCUGAGCUGCCUGGGGCUGGCGACUUGGGUCAGCAACCUCGCCAGUGCGCUGGUGUGAGCCAGAGCGACGAGCAAAGAAGUUUGCCAUACUGGAGCCUCUACCUCUCGGUGUGGUGGCUCCAUCGCCAUUCUCCAUGGAACCGAGUGUACCACUGCGCUGUCGUGGUGCGGCCCAAUCGUUGGAACCUGGGCGCGAACCCUGUUGCGAGCUGAAAGUGCUGAGCGCAUUACGAGACGGUGGUCGAUCUGAUCCAUCGGUAUUCUUGGACUUGCGGAAAAGCUUGGUCAUGUCUGAAAAUCGCUUCUUUUUGCUGGGAGUCGUAGCCUCAUCUUCGUACUCGGGUCGCGACAUGGACAUGGACAGUCGUGAACCAGUUGAGGGCAAGAACUUGUUUUGCGCUGCUGCUAGCGUAUUCAUAAACGACUUGCGACGGCCUUGGCUGUCCUCAGUUCCAAACGACAUAUCUGUAGCGGCGCGCUUGGGCGGACCGAAAGAAUCCUGGGGUCGACUCUGCUCCAUAGAGCCUCGGCGGCCGAGGUUCAUCAUGAAGCUAGAGCGGCGCUUCUUGUUGUCUUGCAUGUCUUCGGCAUUCUCACUGGUAUACUCAUCACGUGUGUUGGUUCGCGAGAGUCUACCAUCAGCGUUCGAGGAGAAACGGUCUCGCGAGGUUGCACGGGCAAUCUUAUCGCCAAUCUGAUUGAAAAUGCCGGAACCUCUCUUGGAGCGACCACGCUCUUCUGGUCCAGGAGGGCCCAUUCCAGCAAUGCCAAACUCGCUGCUUGUUCCCCUCGGGUUUGGUCCAUCUCCUCUCCACCCAGCUCCUUGACCUAGGUGAGGCAUUGCUCCAUCCCCUUGAGGCGCAAACAGACCAGGGUAUCGCUGAGCGGAAGAAGGUGGCAUAUCUUGAGAUCGUGGCUGAUUGGCACCGCCAAAUUCUGGGCCUUGUGGUCCUGGGAAGCCGGGACGUCCCUCAAAUCCGGGGAAUGCAGGCGAACGAGAUCCGCUGGUACCGGAUCGGUUACGAGACACUUGGUUAAGAGGUUCUGCAAGAUAGCUUUCUUCCAGUUUCCAUGGACCAGAACCGGCAAAGUGCUGGUUGGGCAUCAUCAUUGGAGGACCACCUGCAUGAUUCGGAGGAGGCAUGCUACCAUUGGGAUACGCAGGGCCGGCUUGUCUGAAUUCAGGGCCGUGUUGUGCCACCAUGUUGCCUUGAUAUUGCACAAGUCCGUUACUUGGAGCACCGUGGAGUGCUUCACCAGCAUUGGCCGCAGAAGGAGUCUGAACCGCUGCUUUGGCGCUCUCAGAGAUUGGAGCAGCAGCAGCAGCAGCAGCUUGCUUGCCACUUGUUGCGGCUGACGCAUUGUCGUCCGAGAUAUCAGGCUCAGUAGUAGCCGUGUGCUCGGCAAUGGGUGGGGUAGCAACACUACGCUCAGGUAGCGAGACAUCGUCUUCAUCAAGUGCAAAUCUAUCCUUUGCUUCCUUUGCCUUCUUUGCUUUACUCAGUCCAAACGUGGACGAUCUUCGAAUGGGAGGAAGACCGAUGAACGAGGCAUCCCGUGGAGUUACAUCUUCACUUGCUUGAGAUGGCUGUAUCGCUACACCACUGUCCUGCGCAGCAAAUGUGUUGGGAGCUGUCGCCGGUUGGGUCAUGUCGCGAGUAACGCUGGCCCAAUCAUCAUUUGAUGCUGAUGCCCCAGAAAGCGCUGUGCUUGGUACGGGAGGAACGGCCUUGUUCUUAUCAGCGGCCGUGAUAGAGUCCUCCUGUUCUGCGACAGCUGCUGCCCAUGGAUCAUUCUUGUCUGCUGAUGGCUCAAUCGGUGAGAGCGGUUCUGGCUGAGGAAUCUGGGGAGCCAGCCUGCUCGAGACACUGGGUGAUGGAGUAUGCUGCUGGUGCUGCUGAUGCUGUGGAGGCUGGUAGUGGUUUACAGCUGGGGGAGGGACAUCUGCUUUUCGUUUGGGGCUGAUAUUCUUGGGACUGAUAUUCACAGCCCAAGAGGUGCGUCGGUCAGGUUUGGUCUUUUGGGCUGGAGAAGAGGGAGACUCGGCCUAUUAUACAGUCAAGCAAUUAAUACGGUGUCUCAUCACACACAGCAACAUGGAGUUCGCGGUAGUUGGGUGGGCAGUUGGGUGAAGUGUGAUAUAUACGUGAUGUGAAAUUCCUAUCUCAUGUACUCGUUCAGGUCGUUGGGAAUUCUGCAAAGAAGCUGGCAUCAUGCCUCUCUUAUACAGAAUGCCAUACGCCAAAGUUCAUAUCUAUCUUCAAACAAGCGGAAGAAGAGGAAAUAAAAGAAAAACGACAAAGUCAUUCUGGUGUAAAUGAAAGGGGACUAGGGAAUGAGGGGCAAUGGGGGGGGCAGGUGGAGUGAAGUGAUGUGUGGUGAGAAGAAGCAAAAAAGAAAGUAGCAAUUAGUUAAAUACCUUUUCCCCGCUUCCACGCAGCUUGAUUUUACCCUUGCUAAGAAGCCCCUUGCCCAUCUUACCAGCGGACUGCAUAAAUUCUUUGCUCUUGGUGCCCAAUUGGUUACUCGAGUGACUGAAGGAACUUGUCGUAUUGGCGGAGGGGAUACUGAGACCACCUAGGCGACUUCGAGUGGUGGUGGGAGAAGAAGUCGUGGCGUUGAGAUAUUGCUGAUAAUAUGGCUGUUGUGCAGGCGGUUGCUGAGCACUAGACGCGGUACCAGGCGGUCCAGAAGUUGGAACAUAGGCCAGCGCUGUGGACUUGGUCAGAUGCUCGGGAUGAUCGUUUCGCAAAGUUGUAAGCCACUGAUCCAAGCCACUGUCUGUAGUGGCAUAGCUGACCCUCGUCUCGUUGAACGAGGCAAUGCGUUCCUUCGAAGAGCCCAUUCCCAUAAUUUCCCGGAAAGACUUUGUCUGCGCCGCAGCUACAGGAUGGGCAACAGGAGGCAAGACCUGGGGUACCCAACCAGCAGACGGCUCAACCAAGGCGGGAUGGUCGGCGAUGGGCGGCGACUCUGGGACAACGCGUGACGAUGUUUCUGUCAGAGCCUUUUCGUCUGCGAGUGACAAGCGCGACAAACGAGACCCGGCAGCAGACUUGUCAUCGAUGUCUUCCGUAACAGCAGAAACGCUCUUCUGGUUAUCAGCUUCAACUUGGUCAACUGGUGCAGCAGGCUCGGGAGGAGUGAUGGCCUUGGUUUCGGGAACGACAUUAAUUCCAGGUACAGGGCUAAGAUCCUUGACAGCAUCUACCGGUUUAGCAUCGCUUCCACUAGUUGUCACCGGUUUGGCCUCUUGCGUAGGUUGCGUUGCAGAUGCUUUGUUAGCCGCAACACCAGCUACCACGGCGGCUCCAGCAACGGCAGCGGUUGCUGCGACUGCUGCAGCAACAGGAGCAGAUGUCGCAGCAGAUGGUCCUGGAGCAACUGGAGCGGCUGGAGCCUGUUGUAAAGCUUGCUUUGGUGGUGCCAGAACCUCUUCAUCUCCUUCCCAUGAAAAUCGGCGUCUGGGAUUGCGUUGGUUCGCAUUAUCUGCUACAGGAGUUUGAGGAGCCAUAACUUCGGUUGGCAGAGCAGAAGCAACACGAGGCACAGGCUGAAUGUGCUCUUGCACAGGCGCGGGCUCUGGCACUGGUACUGGUACUGGUACUGGUGCAUUAGUAUCAGCUUUGGCAACGACGGGCUCCACAGGUUUUGAGGCCAAGGCUGGAGUAGGCGCAGGGACAGGAGCCGGUUGUUCCUGCGAUUUAGUAAGGCCAAGUGGCGUGGCGUGUGCCCUCGCAGCAUCGGAGCCGGCAGCAGCGGCCGGCGGGGCGCUAUCAGCCCAGUAUGUAUCGUAGUCACUGAGGGUAUAGCUGCUGUCACGGACCUUGUUGCGCUCUUGACUCUCCCGCUCAGCGAGUGAAGCAAUACGUGGGUCGGGAUCGGGGCUCAGAGUUCGGAUGAUUUCAUCUCGCAGUACAUCACUUUCUUUGACAGGAGAUGAGGUAUCAGUGUCGAAGGUGCCAGCCCGUUGAAGGGGGGGUGGAGGGUCCAAUACAGGACUCUCGCCUUUGCGAACCUGCAACGGCUGCGUCGGUGUGACUUCAACAGAUUGGGUAGGUGCUGUAGUGACAGGUGUUGUGAGCUCGAUCGGUGUGGCCUCAGCUCGUGUUUCUGGCGCUUUCGUUUCCUGUACAGCUUCGUCCUCAGGCGCUGUGGCAAUUUUGGGGGACUGAACUGCCUUUGUGUCAACUGGAAGCAGCUGAGGCGACUUCUUCAAUGGUUCUGAGGCGGUAGCAGAGGCCGAAGUUGUAGCAGCAGCAGCAGCAGCAGCAGCAGGAACAACAGCGGGAGUGGCAGCGGUUUCGGGCUUAGGCUCAGGCGUAGGCUCAGUUGCUGCUGUCUCUGCAGGGCUCUCUGGUGUUGCUGUCUUCGCUGGUUCCGCCGGGGCUGGCUCCACUGGUGUCGCCUUAGCAGGUGCUUCGAAUUGCGUAAGAUCAGGAGUCUCCGGGAUGGGCUCCGUAUUAAAGCUAUUCGUAGUAGAUGAAAAGAAGUCAUCCGAGCCAAAGACUGACAUGCGGGCCAGGUCCGGUAGCUUCGGGCUAGUAGACAUACGCCUAUCAUUGGUUGGAUGGCUUAGGAACUGUGGUGCGCCGCUGUGAGCAGGUCUCUGACCAGUACUCGCCUGCGGGCCAUUUCCGUAUUGUGGAAGGGAUUGGCCACGAGGGGGCGUUUGGAAAGAAGCCGGUGCCUGUUGAGAGGGUGCAGCCGGGCUAGAUGCUGCAGCAGAAGGCUGAGGACCAGCUGGCCUCGAUUGAGGAGCAACUGGGCUAGCAGAAGCUACUGGGCUACCUGCGUGCUCUGUAACUGGGCUUUUGGCCUGUUCCAUUCGACGGUAGAUGUCCGAAGGGCGGAUAAAGGCUGGUCUAUUUGCGGGCGGAGCCUGUGCUGGCGGAGCUGCAGUAUGAGGUGGUGGCUGCGCAAACGGCACAUUGGCCAAUGGAGGUGAGACCAUGCGCUCAGAGGUUGCGGUAGGUGGUGUUAUAUUUGCCGAAGCAUCGGAUAUGGCAGGCGAAGCCGUACGCAAAGCAGCCUGUUCCUGGUGCUGUGUACGAACUUGAAGGGAAUGAGGAUUGGGCACCUGCGACGGCAGAUGACUUGUAGUUACGGCGGCCCGGGCGCCCGGUAGAGGGGGAAGCGGUGCUUGGUUGCGAGGGGGUUCGUCGUCAUCGUCGAAUUCGUCGGCUCCCCAGUCGUCGCCGUCAUAGUUUUGCGUCUUGGCCUCGACCCAUUUCUUCGUCUUUUGUCGACUGACGUUGACUUGAUAUGUGGGAUCGUGUGCUUUAUCCGUCGGC
Messenger RNA from [Torrubiella] hemipterigena, 11630 nucleotides. The record is from the annotation of a GenBank genome assembly. Lineage: Eukaryota; Fungi; Ascomycota; Sordariomycetes; Hypocreales; Clavicipitaceae.